Molecule: messenger RNA, 978 nt
Organism: Acanthoscelides obtectus
Lineage: Eukaryota; Metazoa; Arthropoda; Insecta; Coleoptera; Chrysomelidae
Source: the annotation of a GenBank genome assembly
AUGGGACCACCUACCUCAUUUACAAAGAGGAAGUCCAAGAAACACAAUUGUGCAGGUGCGAAGUCUCCGAAUAUGGCGCCUAUAAAGAAAAAAACAUUGUCUAAAGAGGAAAUUGCAAAAAAAAGUGUUUUGCUGGCGGAGUACAAAGAAAAGGAACGACUAAAAUAUCUAAAGAAAAAGGAAAAAGAACAACGGAAGUGUGUAAAAGACAUGACUCCCCGUGAGCACAGAAAGGCAAGAAAAAAUUGGGUAGCCUAUUCAUCUGAUUAUAGAAAAAAACAAAAGAUUCGUGACAAUACAGAUAAAUACGUGGACCAAAAUACGCCGCCAUCAUCGGAAGAUGAAAUUAUUCCUGAGGCUCCUUUAUUAAAUAAUGAAAGAGAAGCUGAAGCUAGAAGGAGGAGUAUAGUUCAACGGAGAAAAAGAAAUAGUAUGUUGAAGAGGAAGGACUUACUCAUUGAAAAUUUAAAGAAGAAACUUGCCAGCGAACAACAAAGAAACAGAAGACUGAAACAUAGAAUGAUACAAAAGAAGCAAGCACUGACACCAGAAAGUAAAAUGGUAGAAAUCGCCAACGACCCUAAUCAAAAAGCAGAAUUGAUAAAAAAAGCAAUCCAAGAUUUCUAUCCACUGGCUAUAAAAUAUACGUGGAAUUUCCAUGAGGCGGGACAUGGGAAAGGGGCACCUGAUGGAAUUGGAGCUACAUGCAAACGCUCUGCAGACCAACUCAUAGCUCAGAGAGGUGACAUUACGAACUUGUACGACUUUGUAGCUGUGCUUCGAGAAAGGUGUCCAAAUAUAAAUAUCUCUGUUAUCGAAGAUGCCGACAUAGAAAAAGUUAUCAAAAUGAUCAAGGAACAUGAGAAAGAGCAGAAACCGUUUAAAGGAACUCUCUUGAGGCAAAUGUAUGGGUCGUAUUUAAAAUUGAUUGUAAACCUCCGUUUCAAGGAUACCAAUGGAUAUCCAGAGAAUAAUUAA